Mesorhabditis belari is the source of this 414-nucleotide messenger RNA. NCBI's taxonomy places the organism in Eukaryota, Metazoa, Nematoda, Chromadorea, Rhabditida, Rhabditidae. The record is from the annotation of a GenBank genome assembly.
AUGGGCUCUGUGGAAGUGCCAGAGACAGACGGGGGAAACCUGAUAAAAUUCAUUACCAAAGACAUUUUGCCAAGGGUCGAGGACGUUAUUUCACCAACUCAAAGAGUGAUUCGUGAGGUGGUUCCGGUGGUCGUAAAAGAAGUUGCCGAUCUAGCCAAACAUUUGGCUCCCGAUGCACCAACUCGUAUCGCUCGGGACACUCUAGCAAACCGAAACCCUGAUGAAGCCGGUGAAUACGAUCUAACCGAAACGUUGGAAUAUUCACCGAGUGGUCAAGUGAUCAAGAAGACGAUGAAUCGGCAUCUACAUGUUGGAAAACGAGCACAAGAGAAUCACAUAGCUUUUUCAAAGGAAACUUUCUAUAUGAUUUGUGGUCUCAUUUUUGUGUUGGCUUUCUUUUUCCCCUCACCUUGG